AUGCGUUAUCGAAUAAUAGUGGAUGAAAUCACAGCAUCGCGAGUACCUGAUCUGGGUAUCACUGAGGCACCACCGGUUCUGUCUUGCAGACCCCAGGGGGAGAUGGGGCGUCUCGAUCUAGCUCAUGAUGGUUCUGGCAUGGGAGGGGCGUGGACAAAGGGUGGAGAAAACACCUCUGCGGGAGGUCAUCCCAGCCUCAAACUCGAACCCGCAGUUUGGAGGAAAUGGCCGAGGCGGAUCACAGAAGCCGGUCGUUCUAGGAAUAUUAACUUGGAUCCGCACCCGUGGCUGAGUGUGGAGUUAGAGAGGAAUAUCUGGCCACAUUCUUACCCAUUCUAUGAUUUAUGUUUUUGUUUUUUCGUAGGGUUUCACCUGAUCCCCCGUCUGUCCAACAUUGUACCAGAGAGCUGCCUGUUGAUCACAGUGGGUUUGCUGGUGGGGGGGCUUAUCAGGCUAGCUGGAGAGAAAGUCCCACCCGUUCUGAACUCCCACUUGUUCUUCCUCUGCCUGCUGCCGCCCAUCAUCCUGGAUGCUGGCUACUUCCUGCCCAUUCGCCCCUUCAUGGAAAACCUGGGCACAAUUUUAAUGUUUGCCGUGGUGGGCACCGUGUGGAACUCCUUUUUCAUCGGGGGUCUGUUGUAUGCUGUAUGUCAGAUCACACCUGCUCCCUCCAGCCUCCACCAACUGGAACUGCUGCCUUGCCUGUUGUUCGGUUCCAUCAUAUCAGCGGUGGAUCCCGUCGCCGUGUUAGCUGUUUUUGAGGAGAUCCACAUCAAUGAACUCUUGCACAUCCUGGUGUUUGGUGAAUCACUGCUCAAUGACGCUGUCACUGUGGUGCUGUACCACCUUUUCGAGGAGUAUUCAGGCGUUGGCACGGUGACAGUGUUGGACGGCGUCCUCGGAGUCAUCUCAUUCCUGGUGGUGUCUCUUGGCGGCGUCCUAGUCGGAGCUAUCUACGGGAUCCUGGCAGCCUUCACCUCACGCUUCACCUCCCACAUACGGGUCAUCGAGCCACUUUUUGUCUUCGUGUACAGUUACAUGGCCUACCUGUCAGCGGAGAUGUUCCACCUCUCUGGCAUCAUGGCGUUGAUUGCGUGUGGGGCAGUGAUGCGACCCUAUGUGGAGGCCAACAUAUCACACAAGUCCCACACCACCAUCAAGUACUUUCUGAAGAUGUGGAGCAGCGUCAGUGAGACCCUGAUUUUCAUCUUUUUGGGUGUAGCUACAGUCGACGGAGACCAUUCCUGGAACUGGACCUUCGUCACCGUCACCGUCAUUCUGUGCCUGGUGGCACGGGUCAUAGGCGUGGUCGGUCUGACCUAUGUGAUCAACAAAUUCCGGAUUGUCAAACUCACCACCAAGGACCAGUUCAUCAUAGCCUACGGUGGUUUGCGAGGGGCCAUCGCCUUCUCCCUGGGCUUCCUGCUGGACAGGGAUGUUUUCCCAAAGAGAGACCUGUUUCUUACUGCCAUCAUCACUGUUAUCUUCUUCACCGUCUUCGUUCAGGGCAUGACCAUCAAACCCCUGGUGGAGUUGUUGGCAGUGAAAAAGAAACAGGAGGCCAAACGCUCGAUUAAUGAGGAGAUCCACACACAGUUCCUUGACCAUCUCCUGACUGGAAUCGAAGACAUCUGUGGACACUACGGACAUCACCACUGGAAGGACAAACUAAAUCGCUUCAAUAAAAAAUACAUAAAGAAGUGCCUGAUCGCAGGCGAGCGCUCCAAGGAGCCGCAGCUCAUCGCCUUCUACCACAAGAUGGAGAUGAAACAGGCCAUUGAACUGGUGGAAAGCGGAGGGGGAGUCAAGCUGCCGUCUGCGAUGCCCUCCACCGUUUCCAUGCAGAACAUUCAGCCCAAGAAGCCUCCUCCUGCUAAGCCUGUGGAGAGGGCUCUGCCUCAGCUGCCCAAAGGCAGAGAGGAGGAGAUCAGGAAGAUCCUCAGGAGCAACCUGCAGAGGACACGACAGAGGUUGCGCUCCUACAACAGACACACACUGGUGGCAGAUCCGUACGAGGACGGCUUCGGUGAUUUACUUAUAAAGAAACAGAAGAUGAUCGAGUUGGAAAAGAAGAUAAAAGAGAUGAAUAACUACUUGACGGUGCCUGCUGCUCCUCCCGACUCCCCGACCAUGUGCCGAGCCAGACUGGCCUCAGAUCCCCAGUCGUACAGUGUGAAGCCAUCCUCAGGCGACGUGCCCACCAUCCAAGUGGACCUGGCCUCCCCUCAGUCCCCAGACUCGGUCAACCUGUUGGAUGAGUUAAAACGGGCCGACCAGCAGAAGCAGGACGAGGACCAGGGCCUGAUGAUGAGGCCUCCAUCGCGAGAGGGCAGAGCUAACAAACAAGGGGAGGUGGAGAGCUCCAAGGAGCAGCAGAAGCUAAUGAGGUGCCUGAGCGACCCUGGUCCCAGCGCAGACGAGGAGGAGGAGGACGAACCCUUCCUGCCUUAGAACGACCCGACGGACGAGGAAGGGGGUCAGUCUGCACCUUCACCCGGUUAGAGAGGAGCGGUCUCCUGCACCGCUCGGCUCUAAACAAUCUCUUUUGGUCCAGUUACCAAACAAGCCAAAACUGCUAAUGCUGUACGAACCCUGAAAACAGAGCGCAAAAGGAGAUUACCGGAGAAGAAAAAGAGCCAUUAGUUUGUUAUUGUCAUUGCUCUUUAUUUUUUUAGACAGGAUUGAAGUGGCAGUCGCUGCUGUCGGAGAGAUUUGGGGGGGGGCUUUAUUGUUGAUAGUCUGAGACAUUCAGGAAAGAACUAUGCAUUACCAAAGGUUUGGACUGUUUUAGUAUUAGACAAUGUCAUUUUUAUUUUCUGCUCAGACUGUAAUUUGGGUUCUUAAUGAUUUUGUGUUUGUGUUUUCAUGUUUAAUUCUGUCUGAAGAGCUGCAUUCUCUGAAGACAUGCUGGCCCUAAAUGUAAUCAACAAAGAUAGCUACUCUACUUUAACGUAGCUUUUGACUUUUUACCAUCGCACUUUGAUUUUAGUCUUUAGGUUGAAGCCUCUUUCACUGAAACUGUUCAUUGUAGAACAUAGAUGAAAUUGCUGGAUAUCCAAACAUGUACAGUGUAGCUAGUUGAAAAUCUUUUUGCCUUAUUUUAUGUCUAAUCUUUUCACUUGGUGCAAUUUAUCUGUCUUUAUCGGGAAAAAAAAAAAACACUUUAAUUUCAGGGGUACUAACAUCUGUUUGUGAUCAGAUGCCAGACGUUCUGUUGGAGUUCGCUGUUCGUUGGAUGUAGGUUUAAUUAAGCUGGAUGUGUAUUUUAAAAGAACCACAGUUCAGACUCGCAGCUCGGAGCGGGUCACGUGGACGUCCUCGCCGUUGUUAGAUGAGAUUUCGUAUCUCGUUGCUUAAAACACACGCAGUCUCACUUUAGUCCGUUUUGUCCUGGGAAGUGGAGUGUUUGCGUAUGAAACAGGCAGUGAUGCAGCACAGAUGUUCUGAUGUCAGUUAGCUAAUUGAAUCCCCGUCCCAGACUUGAAACCACAUGUUCUGUCUUUCUUUCUGUGGAGCUGCUUUUUGUUGUUUUUACCUCGACGUUGUAAACACCCUUUAAAACUCACUGAGAUAUGAGGUACAGAAUUAAAGUAAAUGUCUUAACUGAACUGAACAAGUGCCCGACUUAACCGUAACCUUGAGACCCUUUAUGUUUUCCAUUUUUAAACCACUACGAUUUUAUCAUUUUACUAUUUAAAUUUUUAUCUUUUUUAUUAUUCCGGGUUAGCUCACUAAUUUUCAUUGGAAGUAUUUUACCCCUACAUCACUGUUCUGUAUGUUAAAGCUUCAGUAGGCAAUUUGUUUUAGGCAGUGUCAC
This is a messenger RNA of Sphaeramia orbicularis (orbiculate cardinalfish), 3817 nucleotides long. RefSeq names its product sodium/hydrogen exchanger 1-like. Gene Ontology annotation, cellular component: plasma membrane. Gene Ontology annotation, molecular function: potassium:proton antiporter activity; sodium:proton antiporter activity. Gene Ontology annotation, biological process: proton transmembrane transport; regulation of intracellular pH; potassium ion transmembrane transport. NCBI's taxonomy places the organism in Eukaryota, Metazoa, Chordata, Actinopteri, Kurtiformes, Apogonidae. The record is from RefSeq and is a predicted model, not a curated record.